Molecule: messenger RNA, 1902 nt
Organism: Achroia grisella
Lineage: Eukaryota; Metazoa; Arthropoda; Insecta; Lepidoptera; Pyralidae
Product: protein spire-like
Exons: 9
Coding region: 338-1540 (400 amino acids)
Biological process (GO): intracellular transport; actin filament network formation; Golgi vesicle transport
Cellular component (GO): cytoplasmic vesicle membrane; cell cortex
Molecular function (GO): actin binding
Source: RefSeq, a predicted model, not a curated record
ACGUAUAGAGGUCAUGUUUCAACGCGGCCGCGCACGCGCUCUUGCGACGCCGCGAUCGUAACAACGCAACCCUACAAAACAUUUAUAAAAAAAAAAUAAUCUCGUACCACCCGCUUUGUGAACGAAAACAUAGUGACAGUGACGUUUCGGGGGCAGACGGUGACAGUGAACCGAUACAAUAUUGUUUGAAAUUAAUUAAAAAUUAAAUGUGUUGAAUAAAAUUUUCUGUGUUCAGUGCUGUGACCGAUCUAAAUUGGUGUAGCGAUCGAUCUGUAUCGCAGUGUAGUGUUGUGAACUGGUUUCUUGGAGAUGAUGGGUAUGCCAGCUGGUUAAGGGGAUGAUGCGCAAAGAAGGAGCCGGCGCGACCGGCGGCACGGAGUACGCUUUGGACGCUGCUGAUUGUAUAUCACUGCAGCAGAUUCUGCAGGCGUUCAACUCGACGAUAAGCGAGGAGCAUGCUUGGGCACUGUUCUACCAGACGUCCCGGUGCUACCAGAAAUGCCUGGCGGACGGGUCCACCUGUUAUUUACCCACAGAGCCGAGACAUGUGAUAAUACAUAAGGAUGGUAGCGUACACCCGACCACGUUCCUACACCCCGGAGAUGACAUUACCAGAGAGGAAGUAAACUCAGAAAUAAAGCUGGUAGUGAACCUGGCCAUCGUGAUUUAUACCGCGUUGGACUACACCCACGCCGAGGAUGAGGAGCGACUCAUCACGCCGGACCUGGAGCGUCUCAUCACAGAGAUGACCAGUUGUGACAUUGGAGAUGAUGAUGAAGAAUGCGGAGUUCUGUCAGAGACUUCGGAGUGCGGGCGCGCGGACACUGACGACGAGGGUAUUGAGAGAGAUGCAGAACCGGCGCCGCGGCGCAGACGUAACCGGAGGACGUUCACACUCCGGGAUGUUGUAGAACGCUGCGUUUGGCAUUGCGGUGGCAGCGGGAGAUGCGUACGGGAUGCUGCCGCUGCCCACUACCGAGCGGUCUGCCGGGCCCUCGUAGCCGAGGCUCUGGAGCUGGCUUCCUUCCUCGCCAGGGUCAGGGUUGGGGGCGCGAGAGACCUCGGUGCUGCCGAAGAUUCCGCCACACAUUUGGACACUUUACAGUUUUCUGAUUGGGCGCGGUUUUGGAUGCAAGUAAUUGGAGAAUUGAGAAUGGGAGUCAAAUUGAAAAAAGUUAACUACUCUAGGACACCUAUCGAAUAUGAAUUGACUCCGUAUGAAAUUUUAAUGGACGAUAUUAGAUCAAGAAGAUACACCCUUAGGAAAGUAGAUGGGGCAAUACCUCAGAGUGUGAAGAAAGACGCCCACGCAAUGAUUCUCGAAUUUAUUAGAAGUAGACCUCCACUUAAAAAGGCAUCAGAACGCAAACUGGCACCACCACGCCGAGAGGUGACCCCUAGAGAACAACUCCUGGCUUCAAUACAAGUCGGCAGGCAGUUGAGGCCUACACCUUACUCUAGGAAAUUAUAUUCCAAAUCCGUUCCCGUAUCCCCUACUCCUUCCGAAACAAUGAAACCAAAAUUGACAAUGAUAUUUUAAUAAAAUUUUUCAAGUAUAUACAUAAUUUGUAAUGUGUAGUACAAUUUUUUGGGUUAAUUUAUAAUUCUUUUCUACGUGUAUUGUGUACAUUUUGACGUUUACGUUUUGUAUUAAUAAUAAACCUAAUGUUUGACUUCCAUAGGAUUUUUUGUUACGACGCCUGAUAAUUAAAAAUAGCAAUGUUUAAGUAAAUACGUGUUUACUUGAAUCUACGCACAACUUACGUUCGUGUUGUGUUACGUAUAUACGUUAAAGGUACAGGAAGUAAUUUGAUUUAGUUUUAUAAUAUGACUAUUUGGAAUUAAUUACUUAAUGUACACCUAAACACUAUUCAAGAUAUAAAAUCAAAACGUUAUAAUUUC